This is a messenger RNA of Trachemys scripta elegans, 3305 nucleotides long. Its product is annotated as zinc finger protein 189-like. The transcript has 4 exons. The record is from RefSeq and is a predicted model, not a curated record. Gene Ontology annotation, biological process: regulation of DNA-templated transcription. Lineage: Eukaryota; Metazoa; Chordata; Testudines; Emydidae. The coding region runs from base 269 to 1723 and encodes 484 amino acids.
CGUGUCCCGAUAUUUGACCUGGGUGAUCUGGUCACCCUAGGUGGCUGUCUGGGGAGGUAAUGAACUAACUGGGUUUCUUCCCAGCAUGGCAGAGUCAUAGAAUCAUAGCGUCUGUCUGCAGGGAGAGAGCCUGGGGGGAAUUGGGGAAUGAUAUGGAUUCCAGCCCCUUCUGUAACCUCCCCAUCGCCCCUCUUGCCCUGACAGGCUGAGGAAUCGCGUCCACAUUUCGCUCCAGAUCGGCCUGUCUUCCAGAAGACAGGGAAGGGAAAUGUCUGUGAUGGAGCCACCUCAGAUGCCGGUGACCUUCGAGGAUGUGGCUGUAUAUUUCACCCAAGGGCAGGGGGCUCUGCUGGACCCCGCUCAGAGAGCCCUCUACAGGGAUGUCAUGUGGGAGAACUACGAGACGGUGACCUCGCUGGGAUUCCCCCUUCUCAAACCUGACCUGAUCACCCGGCUGGAACAAGGGGAAGAGCCAUGGGUGCCCAAUCUCCAGGCCUGCGAGGAAAGAGAGAUCCCGAGAGGCGCCCACACAGCAGGUGACGAGAGAGUGAGUGAGAACAAGGAGGGGAAUCAACAGAAGGAAGUUCCUGGGCACGGGGAAUUAAAGGGGACCUCCAUGGGAAGACCCCAUAAGUGCUUAGACUGUGGAAAAAGGUUCAUACGGAGAUCACACCUUGUUUUACAUCAGCGAAUCCACACAGGGGAGAGACCCCACAAGUGCUUAAUCUGUGGGAAAAGUUUCAUACAGAGGUCAACCCUACUUAAUCAUCAGGCAAUCCACACUGGAGAGAGACCUCAUAAGUGCUCAGACUGUGGAAAAAGUUUCACACAAAGAUCAAAUCUUAUGGCACAUCAGGCAAUCCACACAAGAGAGAGACCCCACAAGUGCUUAGACUGUGGAAAAAGUUUCAUACAGAGGUCACACCUUGUUGUACAUCAGGCAAUCCACACAAGAGAAAGACCCCACAAGUGCUUAGACUGUGGAAAAAGUUUCAUACAGAGGUCACACCUUGUUGUACAUCAGGCAAUCCACACAAGAGAGAGACCCCACAAGUGCUUAGACUGUGGAAAAAGUUUCAUACGGAGAUCACACCUUGUUUUACAUCAGCGAAUCCACACAGGAGAGAGACCCCAAAAGUGCUUAAUCUGUGGGAAAGGUUUCAUACAGAGGUCAGACCUUGUUAAACAUGAAGCAGUCCACACUGGAAAGAGACCCCAUAAGUGCUUAGACUGUGGAAAAAGUUUCAUACAAAGGUCAACCCUACUUAAUCAUCAGGCAAUCCACACUGGAGAGAGACCUCAUAAGUGCUUAGACUGUGGAAAAAGUUUCAUAGAGAGGUCAACCCUAUUUAAUUAUCAGGCAAUCCACACUGGAGAGAGACCGCAUAAGUGCUUAGACUGUAGAAAAAGUUUCAUACGGAGAUCAACCCUACUUAAUCAUCAGGCAAUCCACACUGGUGAGAGACCUCAUAAGUGCUUAAUGUGUGGGAAAAGUUUCAUACGGAGGUCAACCCUACUUAAUCAUCAGGCAAUCCACACAGGAGAGAGACCCCACAAGUGCUUAGACUGUGGAAAAAGUUUCAUACAGAGGACACACCUUGUUGUACAUCAGGCAAUCCACACUGGAGAGAGACCCCAUAAGUGCUUAGACUGUGGAAAAAGUUUCACACAGAGGUCACACCUUGUUAGACAUCAGGCAAUCCAUACAAGAGAGAGACAAUAAGACAAUAAAACUCUGGGAAAGGUUUCAGAAACAGAUCAGCCCUUCUAAACAUGAGGCAAUCCACACACAGGAGAGAGACCCCACAAGUGCUUGGACUGUGGGAAAAGUUUCAUAAGAAGGUCAGACCUUGUUAAACAUCAGGCAUUACACACAGGAGAAAGACCCCACAAGUGCUUGGACUGUGGGAAAAGUUUCAUAAAAAGGUCACACCUAGUUCGCCAUCAGGCAUUACACACAGGAGAGAGACCCCACAGCUGCUUAGACUGUUGGAAAAGUUUUUUACAAAGAUCAAACCUUGUUCAACAUCAGGCAAUCCACACAGGAGAGAGACCCCACAAGUGCUUAGACUGUGGAAAAAGUUUCAUACGGAGGUCAACCCUACUUGAUCAUCAGGCAAUCCACACUGGAGAGAGACCCCAUAAGUGCUUAAUCUGUGGGAAAAUUUUCAUAUGGAGGUUAGACCUUGUUAAACAUCAAGCAAUCCACACAGGAGAGAAAUCCCAUAAAUGUUUGGACUGUGGGAAAAGAUUCACACAAAGAUCAAAUCUUAUGGCACAUCAGGCAAUCCACACAGGAGAGAGACCCCACAAGUGGUUAGACUGUGGAAAAGGUUUCAAACAGAGGUCAAACCUUCUUAAACAUCAGGCAAUCCACACCGGAGAGAGACCACAUCAGUGUUUAGACUGUGGAAAAAGUUUCAUUUACAGGUCACACCUUGUUGAACAUCAGCUAAUCCACACAGGAGAGAGAUCCCAUAAGUGCUUAGGCUGUAGUGAAAGUUUCAUAUAGAGCUCAGCCCAUGUUUUACAUCAGAGAAUCCACACAGGAUACCCCAUAAGUGCUUGGACUAUGGAGAAUGUUUCAUACUGUGGUCAAGGCUCCUUAAUUAUCAGGCAAUCCACAAAAGAGGGAGACUCCAUAAGUGCUUGGACCGUGGGAAAGGUUUCAGAAACACCUCAGCCCUUCAGAACAUCAGCCAAUCCACACAGGAGAGAGUUCCCAUAACUGCUUAGACUGUGAGAAAAGUUUCAUACAGCGGUCAGACCUUGUUAAACAUCAGGCUAUCCACACUGAAGAGAGACCCCAUGAGUGCUUAGAUUGUGGGAAACAUUUCAGAAACUGAUCAGUCCUUGUUUUACAUCAGAGAAUCCACAAGACUCCAUAAGUGCUUGGACUGAGCAAAAGUUGUACACAGAGAUCACACCUCAUUAAACAUUGGCGAAUUCACACAUGAUCUAAACUUCUGUGGCACCUGGCCUGAAAGAGUUAAGAACCUUGCAGGCUAAUUGACCCACCUUCAACCUUUAGAGACAUGUUAGAAAAGUGUGUAAAUGGUAUUUGGGGCCAUUCCAAGUAAUAUAGACUAGAAAUUUGAAAUGUAACCUGGUAUUGUUAAGAAAUUGGAAGAAGAUAGUAGUGCUGUUCAUUAAUUGCAAUUAAUUCAUCGUAGUUAGAAAAAUUAAUCUCGAUGAAUCACAUUGUUAAACAAUAGAAUAGCAUUUGAAAUUUGUUAAAUGUUUUUGGAUGUUUUUCUACGUUUUCAUAUAUAUUGAUUUCUAUCACAACAAAGAAUAGAAAGUGU